Anopheles coustani is the source of this 1260-nucleotide messenger RNA. RefSeq lists its product as uncharacterized. Lineage: Eukaryota; Metazoa; Arthropoda; Insecta; Diptera; Culicidae. The transcript has 3 exons. Bases 1 to 1260 code for a protein of 419 amino acids. The record is from RefSeq and is a predicted model, not a curated record.
AUGAAGUGUCUUGCGUGGAUCGUGCUCUCUACUGCCGUGUUGUUUCUGCUAUGGCCGGAACGAUCGGAAGGCUUUCCGAGGGGGUGCUUUAAUUGUGCCAGGAACAGAGGAUUUCCCCAAGAAAAGUGCUGCGAUGAGUGUCCCGUUUGUCGGCACAACUUCGAUGUAGAAGCACCGCCAGAUCCGGGCUGCCGGAAAGUUACCAGAUAUCAGUACGAUGUGGAGAAGAUCACGGGCUGCCAUAAGGAAACUUACGAUCGGUUGGAUGCAGCGGUCGAGGUUUUGCCCGGAAAAGGCUGCAGGAAAUCUUAUCAGUACCACUACGACGUGGAGAAACCCUGCAAUUGUUACGAGGAAAACUUCGACACGUACGACUUUGAGGUCGUAGCACCGAAGAAGGAGAAAAAAUGCCAAAAAGUGAAACUGGAGGCAUACGCGGAUCAUCCUGUUCGACACUGCCAAUGCGACUGUAAUCAAAGACGGUACGUGCAGGGAACGGAUUCCCGAAACCGGACUCUUUUAAAUGUUUCAGAUAAAACCACCUCCAACGAGUCGUAUGAUAGUGAUCGUAACCGGAUAAGACGAUUAAAACGGCACAUUGAAGAUGGUUUUAAAAUCCAGCUUCCCCACGAUGCCAUACGGUGCGAAUACUCAGCGCAAGUACGCCGACCAAAUCGCCCUGGUUUAAAUCGGAGAUCCCCGUACCAUCGUAGUUUACCGACCGGGCCCCGGCUCAAGCGAAAAGAAAAGCAAAAUGGAUUCCUGACCAAUCAGGGAGGAUUCGUUUGCCACUGUGUUCCGUCGGAUCAAAAUGUGGAUAGGGCCGAAGGGUACACUGGGGACCUGGUUGGCGCUGCCAGGAAACCCGCUUCCUUCCGCGAGCAACCGGUCUACAUCGGGGACUCGUCGAACCCGAUCACUUACGAUCAGAUCAAGAAGCAUAUGGAUGCGCUACCCAGAUCGGAGUACAGUCCCUCUACCAACGACGUCAUCGGCAAUCUGACCGUCCUGUUCUACGAUAUUUACCAGCAGAAGCACAAGAAAAACUUUACCCUUCCCCUGAAGUACGGUACGCGCACGGUGGUGGAGAAGGGUGAUGGUCUGCAGCAGUACGAUAUCAAGCCGAUCGAGGGCGAAUAUCAGCCAGCGAAAUUGAACAAGCUCGCCUCGAAGGGGCUACGUAUAAUAGGGCGGAAAAUAGAAGAGAAAACUGGGCAGACACCAGCAUCACGAAGAAAUCGACUUCAGAGACGACCCUGA